Pipistrellus kuhlii (Kuhl's pipistrelle) is the source of this 455-nucleotide messenger RNA. Its product is annotated as cytochrome b-c1 complex subunit 9. Gene Ontology annotation, biological process: mitochondrial electron transport, ubiquinol to cytochrome c. NCBI's taxonomy places the organism in Eukaryota, Metazoa, Chordata, Mammalia, Chiroptera, Vespertilionidae. Bases 43 to 231 code for a protein of 62 amino acids. The transcript has 2 exons. The record is from RefSeq and is a predicted model, not a curated record.
AGCGGCGCAUGCGCGGUGUCGCGACUCCGGCAGUGGGGAAACAUGGCGGCUCCGACGCUGACGGGGAAGCUGUAUUCCCUGCUGUUCCGCAGGACCUCCACCUUCGCCCUGACCAUCGCCGUGGGCGCCCUGUUCUUCGAGCGUGCCUUCGACCAAGGCGCGGACGCGAUCUACGAACAGAUCAACCAGGGGAAGCUGUGGAAACACAUCAAGCACAAGUAUGAGAACUAGCUCCUCGGAGGCGCCCAUCCAGGCCAGAUGGACCAGGUCCGCCCACCAGCUGUCUGCCCGGAGCCAGGGCCUCGGCGUGAGGAGACGCUCACAGCCCUGACCGCGGACCACGUUUCGCUGUUGUUACGAAAUGCCUCCACCUGACAGACUCUCCGCUUCUGCUGUGUUUGAAGUGUGAUUCUUAGCCAGAGGCAUCAGCCAAUAAAUGUAAGCUGUCGGUGAGA